Messenger RNA from Echinops telfairi (small Madagascar hedgehog), 3155 nucleotides. It is a transcript of the gene ODAD2, whose product is annotated as outer dynein arm docking complex subunit 2. The transcript has 20 exons. The record is from RefSeq and is a predicted model, not a curated record. NCBI's taxonomy places the organism in Eukaryota, Metazoa, Chordata, Mammalia, Afrosoricida, Tenrecidae. Bases 105 to 3155 code for a protein of 1016 amino acids. Gene Ontology annotation, molecular function: protein binding.
CAUAAGCACCAAAACCAAGAGUUUCACUUGGGAUUAAGAACCACACACACCUGUCCCCUGGAGCCGUUCUGCGUAAGGGUGUGUACUGAGUAUUCACGGAUGCCAUGGGUGUGACGCUGACCAGGUCAGUCCAGUGGACUGCUUCUGGGCACGGAACCAGGACCCUGGAAGCAACCCCUCUACAUGAUGGGAUAUUAGAAGAAAUCAUUCUGUUUGUGGAUAGCUUUCUCUAUGAGCAUCCCCGGGAGGCAAAGUUUGUCUUUGAAGAACCACUUCGAUGGAAAACAAGUUUGGAGCCCUCGGCAUUUGGAGCAGGUUAUGUUAUCAGCGAGAAAGCAGUCCAAUCAGAAGAAGUUGACGAGAACGGGGAGCCUUUGCUCUUUCUCUCGGGACCUCACAUGAAGAUCCGGAGCUUCGGGCAGCUGUCACGCCUGCUGCGUAUUGCCAAAGACACAAGGCUGAAGGAAACAAGAGCGUGUCUUGAAGCUAACAGAGACCCCGUAGUAAAAAUUCUGGGCUUGGAUUAUAAUACAACCAAAGGAGAAGAUUCUUCUGCAUUAAGUAUUCUUGGUAAAAGGAGCAAAGAUAAUGAUUCUGAACCCGAGUGCCCGAUGACCAUCGCUAGGCUGCUCCGGCAGUUAGAUGUGCACCUACUCAGUCAUUCUCUACGACACGUUUCGUUAGAAACGCCCUUAAAUCCAUCAGCCAUUAAGAGUGAUAUAGAGCUACUCAGACGUCACGCAGGGAACGGAGAACACACAGUCUUGGAAAGUAUUGACUAUACCUCAGAUUAUGAAUUUUCCAAUGGGUGUCGAGCCCCACCUUGGAGACAGGUUUACGGGGAGAUUUGUUAUGUGCUGGUGAAACCACAUGAUGUUGCAACUCUGUGCAUCACUUGCAGCGCAGAAGGAGUAUUUUUAAAUGGCGGCAAGACAGAUGAUGAGAGGGAAAUUAAUUAUGAGCGAAAAAGUAAAAUUUAUAAAGACCUUGUUACAUUAUUAAGAGAAAAAUCUCCAAAGUUUUCCGAAAAUAUGGCUACACAGGAGAAUAAAAGCAAUGAAGAGCAACAGAAAGACAAGUUUCAGCCUGACGGGGCACCGAACAAGGAACAAGGAGCGGCGAGAGCUGCCCCAGAAAAGAGCACGCUGGAGAAGAGCCAAAUCAACUUUUCGAGGAGCGCAGCCAAGAGAUUACAGCCAAGCUUAAACUGGAGGAAGGCUCCCGACUCCAAAGACCGCAGAAGUUCAGUCAAGGACACCCUGGAGGAAAAACAUGUAUCGAAAUUGGAUAAGCCAAGACCAUCUCUUAGUACUGUAAAAGCACAUCGCAAGUCUGCUGAUAAGAUUGAGGAAAUUAUGAGUGAGAGUUCCUCAGAGAGUGAGGAAGACGAAGAGCCACCUGAUCAUCGCCAGGAAGCAAAUGCUGAUCUGCCAUCAGAAUAUUGGCAGAUUCAGAAGCUGGUGAAGUAUUUAAAGGGAGGAAAUCAGACCGCUACCGUGAUUGCUCUGUGCUCCAUGAGGGACUUCAGUCUAGCCCAGGAGACCUGCCAGCUGGCGAUCCGGGACGUCGGAGGCCUGGAGGUUCUGAUCAAUUUACUGGAUACCGACGAAGUCAAAUGCAAGAUUGGUUCAUUAAAAAUCCUGAAGGAAAUCAGUCAUAAUCCUCAAAUCAGACGUAACAUUGUUGACCUUGGCGGCUUACCAAUUAUGGUUAACAUCCUUGAUUCGUCGAACAAGAAUCUGAAAUGCUUGGCGGCUGAGACCAUUGCUAAUGUUGCCAAGUUCAGACGUGCCCGUCAGGCUGUGAGAAAACAUGGGGGCAUCACCAAGCUGGUUGCUUUGCUGGACUGUGGACAGAUUUCCGUGGAACCUCCUCAGCCCUCGCUCUACGAGACCAGAGACGUAGAGGUGGCCCGUUGCGGUGCGCAGGCGCUGUGGAGCUGCAGUAAGAGUUACUCCAACAAAGAAGCCAUUCGCAAAGCUGGGGGCAUCCCCUUGUUGGCCCGGCUGAUGAAGACGUCGCACGAAGACAUGUUGAUUCCAGUGGUGGGGACCUUGCAAGAAUGUGCCUCCGAGGAAAACUACCGAGCUGCCAUCCGAGCAGAGCGGAUCAUUGAGAACCUGGUGAAGAACCUGAACAGCGAGAACGAGCAGCUCCAGGAGCACUGUGCCAUGGCCAUCUACCAGUGUGCCGAAGAUGAGGAGACCCGGGACCUGGUGAGGCUGCACGGAGGACUGAAGCCCCUGGCCAGCCUGCUCACUAAAACAGACAAUAAGAUGCGGUUAGCAGCCGUCACGGGGGCGAUAUGGAAAUGCUCCAUCAGCAAGGAGAACGUGACCAAGUUUCGUGAAUACAAGGCCAUUGAAACCUUGGUGGGACUUUUAACCGAUCAGCCUGAAGAGGUCCUGGUGAACGUGGUUGGCGCCUUGGGAGAGUGCUGCCAGGAACACGAAAACCGCGUCUUAGUGCGGAAAUGUGGCGGCAUCCAGCCACUGGUGAACCUGCUCGUGGGAAUCAACCAAGCCCUUCUCGUGAAUGUCACCAAAGCAGUCGGAGCCUGCGCCGUCGAGCCCGAGAGUAUGAUGAUAAUUGACCGCUUAGAUGGGGUCCGACUGCUGUGGUCUUUGCUGAAAAACCCCCACCCCGACGUGAAGGCCAGUGCAGCGUGGGCCCUCUGCCCCUGCAUCGAAAAUGCUAAGGAUGCUGGAGAAAUGGUCCGUUCCUUCGUUGGUGGUUUGGAACUUGUUGUCAAUUUACUGAAAUCCGAAAACAAAGAAGUAUUGGCGAGUGUUUGUGCUGCUAUUACCAAUAUUGCCAAAGAUCAAGAAAAUUUAGCUGUUAUUACAGAUCAUGGAGUUGUCCCUUUGUUGUCUAAACUAGCAAAUACGAAUAACGAUAAGCUGAGGCGUCACCUGGCAGAAGCUAUCUCACGUUGCUGCAUGUGGGGCAGGAACAGAGUGGCCUUUGGCGAGCACAAAGCGGUGGCUCCACUCGUGCGGUACCUGAAGUCAGAGGACACCAGCGUGCACCGAGCCACGGCCCAGGCCCUGUACCAGCUUUCCGAGGACGCCGAUAACUGCAUCACCAUGCACGAGAACGGCGCUGUCAAGGAGGGCACUGAGUGGUUUUUCUUUUUUGCAGAGAAGAGGCGGUAG